AUGUCGGGGAGUGACAAAUCUCUGUACGACCAAGUGCAGGACUUUGACUCACCCUUCGCCUCGGCCGAAACACCUUCGGAAAAUUUCUCGCUCAUCGACGCCAAAACAGGGAUGAAGAUGUUGCGAAAUGACUCGAGGUGGAGUAGUGCGGUUUCGAGGAAAGAGACCUGGAAGAUUUUGCUGCAAUCGAUGCUGGCUCAAUGA
Microbotryum saponariae is the source of this 204-nucleotide messenger RNA. NCBI's taxonomy places the organism in Eukaryota, Fungi, Basidiomycota, Microbotryomycetes, Microbotryales, Microbotryaceae. The record is from the annotation of a GenBank genome assembly.